Penaeus monodon (black tiger shrimp) is the source of this 3119-nucleotide messenger RNA. Its product is annotated as tolloid-like protein 2. Gene Ontology annotation, biological process: proteolysis. Lineage: Eukaryota; Metazoa; Arthropoda; Malacostraca; Decapoda; Penaeidae. Gene Ontology annotation, molecular function: zinc ion binding; serine-type endopeptidase activity; metalloendopeptidase activity. The record is from RefSeq and is a predicted model, not a curated record.
GAGCGCGUGUGGGACUUCGGCGUGAUCCCGUACGUGAUCGACUCCAACUUCACGGGCGCCGACAAGGGCCUGUUCAAGCAGGCGAUGCGGCACUGGGAGAACUUCACGUGCAUCCGGUUCGUGGAGAAGACGGAGGACCAUCCCAACUACAUCAUCUUCACCGAGAGGGAGUGCGGGUCAGGACUACAACUUCAAUAAGCUGACGGCGGAAGAGGUCAACUCCCUGGGCCAGCGCUAUGACUUCGACUCCAUCAUGCACUACGCGAGAGCAACGUUCGCCAAGGCCACGUACCUGGACACCAUCCGGCCGCGCCCCGAGCCGGGCCAGGAGACCCUCCCCGAGAUCGGCCAGAGGAUUCGGCUGAGCGAGGGCGACAUCGCGCAGACCAACCUGCUCUACAAGUGUCCCAAGUGCGGCCGGACCUACCAGGAGAACGCCGCCACCUUCUCCUCGCCGUCGUACGUCAACUCAGCGCCGCCGCCCGGAGGGGAGAAGUGCGAGUGGCGAAUCACGGCCACCCACGGCGAGCGGAUUGUGCUCAACGUCACCCACAUGGAUAUCUUCAAGAGCGACGGAUGCAAGACGGAUUUCCUCGAGAUUCGCGACGGGUACUGGCACAAGAGUCCUCUGCUGGGUCGGUUUUGUGGCGGACUGAGAUUCCCCGAGACGAUCGUGUCGACCGGAAGCCGCAUGCUCGUGUCUUACGUCACUUCUGUCAAUCAAAAUGGCCAUAAGGGUUUCACGUCCUCGUAUGAAGCUGUUUGUGGAGGAGAGCUCUCAAUGGAACAAGGGCACCUAGAGAGCCCCAAUUAUCCAGAUGAUUACCGUUCCAACAAGGAAUGCAUUUGGAAAAUUACUGUCCCCAUUGGCUAUCAGGUGGCAUUGCGGUUUCAUUCCUUUGAGAUUGAAAACCAUGAUGACUGUGUAUAUGAUUAUUUGGACAUACGAGAUGGCCAUGAGGAAAAUUCAACGCUGAUUGGUGUAUUUUGUGGAUACAAGAAACCAGAGGAUAUCAAGUCCUCUACUAAUAAGAUGAGAAUAAAAUUUGUAACAGAUGGAUCUGUUCAGAAAGCAGGAUUUUCUGCAACAUUUAUGAAAGAGUAUGAUGAGUGUGCAAGUUUGGACCAUGGCUGUGAACACAUUUGUAUAAAUCAGCUUGGAGGUUAUGAAUGUCAGUGUAAAAUAGGGUAUGAACUUCACUCAGAUGGGAAGAGGUGUGAAGAUGCAUGUGGAGGGCAGAUAGACCAAGCCAAUGGGACCAUAACAAGUCCUUCUUUCCCAGACUUGUAUCCAGUAAACAAGAACUGCAUUUGGGAAAUAAUUGCACCUCCACAGUACAGAAUCACCUUAAAUUUCACACACUUUGACCUAGAGGGAAAUAACCAAGACUGUGAGUAUGACAGUGUUGACAUACGCAGCAAAUUAGGAACCUCUGAAAUGAGAAAACAUGGAGUGUUCUGUGGACAGCGAUUACCUUUGGUUAUAACAUCUGAAGGUAACAGUCUGCGGAUAGAAUUCAACUCGGACAAUUCUGUUCAGAAAAGUGGAUUUGCUGCUGUCUUCUUUACUGACAAGGAUGAGUGUGCAACAGACAAUGGUGGUUGCCAGCACAUCUGCAAAAAUACCAUCGGCUCAUACGUUUGUUCAUGCCUCAAUGGCUUCACUCUGCAUGAGAACAGACAUGACUGUAAGGAAGGAGGGUGCAAGCACGAAAUAACGGCCCCUGUGGGGGAGAUCUUUAGUCCAAAUUACCCCGACUACUAUCCAAGUCGGAAAGACUGUGUGUGGCAGUUCACAACCACUCCAGGACAUAGAAUAAAAUUGGUAUUUGAUGAAUUUGAGAUGGAGCCUCACCAGGAGUGUACCUAUGACCACAUUGCUCUCUAUGACGGGACUACCUCAGAGACUGGGUUCCUUGGCCGUUAUUGUGGUGCAAAAGUACCACAUCCAAUAGUGGCUUUUAAUAAUCAAAUGUUCAUGGUGUUCAAGUCUGAUUCAUCUGUUCAGCGCAGAGGUUUCCGAGCAAGACACACUACAGUUUGCGGAGGUGGCCUUAAAGCUACAAGCACCGUCAAGCACAUGUAUUCACAUGCGAAGUAUGGAGACCAGAAUUAUGAUAAUAAGGAGGACUGUGACUGGAUUAUUCAAGCAGCACAGGGUGAAAGUGUUCAUCUCACUUUCCUCACCUUUGAACUUGAAGAUGAACAUGACUGUGGAUAUGACUAUGUAGAAGUGUUCUCGGGUUACAGUGACUCUGGGCCCUCAUAUGGGAAAUUCUGUGGCAAUACGAUUCCCCAGGAGAUUGUGUCCAUCAACGAUGCCCUCUUGGUGAGAUUCCGAACAGACGACACAAUCAACACUAAAGGAUUCUCGGCUGCCUAUGUGGCCAUUGGUGAUAAUACUUUGGCAGAAAACAGUACUGGUGAUAACAAUGGUUUUAGCUAUAGCUUCUCCAGAGGCUAUUAGCAAGUGCAAAACAGAGAAAAAAAGAAUAACCUAAAUAGAAAAUAAAAGGAGUCCAUUUUCAUAUGAUCACUAAUUCCGAGCCUUUGCUCUUUUGUCAUUAAACCUCUGGGGUUUAGAUUUGACAUUGUAAAUAAGCAGCAGUUUCCCCUGGGUAAAAUUAGUCUCAAACUGUAGACAAGAAACAAAACAAAAAAGAUUUGAAAAAAUAAAAAAAAAUUAAAAAUGAAAAAAAAGUGAACUAAUAGAAAGAUAUUUCAUUACCAGUCAAUUCAAUCUCAUCUGUGAAAUAUCUUUUUUUUUCUUUCAUUUUCUUCUGUUUUAUUGAUUUUUUUUGUACAACAAACCUUAACAUCUGCCAAACAUUAUCAUCUCUCAGUUAAAUGUUUAUAGACUGUAGAUAAACAAUGGUAGUGUUUAUUACUGUGUACAUUUUUAUGUUCUUGAUAAUGCCAAUAUAUGGCUGUGUAAAAUUUGUAGUCAACUUUUAUGUUGUAAGUUAGGGGGGGGGGCAAGUACUUUACAAUGCAAGUACUUAUAUAGUUGCUUCAUGUCACACACUUUGGGAUGAACUCUUUUAAUUGUAGAUGGGAAACUCUUAGGUAGCAGACAUGUGUCAUAAGUUAAAAAGAAAGAAUAUACCAUAAUGUCUUUU